AUGUAUGGCUUCUUGAAAGGCCAGCCCUCGGAAGACGAGGAGAACGCAGCGUUUAUACACAGUGACCGAGAUUAUGGGGCUAUCCCGGCGCAUGACGAUCCUGCGACUUCGCAUUCCGAGGCGGUUAUGCCGAUAGACAUGUCCGCCAUCAAUGGUCAUUGUUACGAUACGAACGACUGGGACAGUCUUGCCCAACGAAAACGGGAACGACUCCAACGGCGCCACACGUCGCGUCGAAAAUUGGCCAAUCGUCUUUCGAGUCUUGUGCUCGGAAGCGGGCUUGAUCGCCUGGCGAGCCAGGAUAAUCCGGACUUGGUCUUACCAGCACUGGAUCCAAGUGCACAAGAAGUCAUGGCUUCGGCUCCUUCCCAGGCAUCCUUGGAUCAAUGGUUCAAUACACGAUCCAACAUCAAUUUCAGCACCAUUCGUCAAAAUUAUCGAGCCACCCAUACCCAGCUACAUAUGGGAAAACCGGAAUCACCAGGUUUCUUCCGUCGCAUCAAGCAAUAUAUUUAUUAUGAUACCUGCAUGGCUACCAUCAAAAAGACAAUGUAUGCCAAUAGCACGAUCAUCCUGUUUGUCAAAGCGGAUGUGAUGGUCGAUCUAUUGCUAUGCUUCCUCUAUCUUAUAGACAUGAAGCAGGAAGUGAGCGUGAAUCUUGAUCCACCAUGGCUGUACAAAUGGCGCUCCUAUGACCUCUGGUAA
Radiomyces spectabilis is the source of this 705-nucleotide messenger RNA. RefSeq lists its product as uncharacterized. The record is from RefSeq and is a predicted model, not a curated record. The transcript has 4 exons. Bases 1 to 705 code for a protein of 234 amino acids. Lineage: Eukaryota; Fungi; Mucoromycota; Mucoromycetes; Mucorales; Radiomycetaceae.